GAUGUGGACGAGAAGACUUUGCUCAGCAGCAAGCACAUCGCUGCAACACGCUCUCCUCGCAACAGCGAGGCCGCAUGCCUUCGCCUAGGCGUGGCCUUGUCGGAAUCUGCAGCCGUCACGGAAAUGGGCGCCGAGGCUUUGUCUUUCUACAGCGGUGACGAGCCGAAGGUGUUCGGCAUGGGCUUUGGCACUCUGGCAGACUGGUUCACAUCCACGGACGGUACGGCUUUCCUCGCAGCCGCGGCAGCGCUGAACAAGAGCAACGGCCUUCCGGACCAGGAGUCCGAUGUCGAGGCCGCCGUUCGAGGGUGGCUGCUCGGCUUAGAGAAACUGACUGCCUUGGAGAAGCAAGUGCGGCGGGUGGCGCAAGUCAGUGCGCGCACAUAUCUAUGGGCCAUGGACACAUUGGAGCAGCUGGCGACAACAAACUUCCCGAAGAAGGCCUUUGCCCAGGUCGAUGAGGCGAAUGCGCUGCGAAAAAUCAAAGCCAUUGCGUCUAUGUUGCGCAAGCCUUCCGACUCGAAAAGCCUGCGCAAGGCCAUGGUGGCCGCGUAUAUGAAACAAAUUUUUCAGAGCGGCCGCAAGAAAGCCGCCGCACGCCCUUUGGACGCCGACACGAGCCCGGAGGAGCGCGGCUCGAGUGAGACUUCUGCUUCGGCUGCUGCCUCCUCUUCGUCCGCGCCGCGCAACAAGGCGGGGAAGAAGCGAACGAGACGCACUAAGCAGAAAGGUGCGGCUGGCCGCCCGUCAAAGAAGACCUCAGCGACAAAGUCAAAGAAGCAAAAGAAGGAGAAGGCCGCCAGCUCCGAAAGCUCUCCCUCGAAAGCUCCCAAGACGCUGCGCCCGGCAGCUUUGACGUGCAGCUCCAACGAAGAAGCCACCUCGUCCCAGCCGGAUGACGCGACGCUGCUGCAAGCUUGGGCGCUUGACAAGCAGACACUCUUUGCCGAAAGUCUCGCGAAUGCUUGGUCCUCGAAAGACAAGCCGAAGGCUUCAGGGCAGCGCCUUUCGCUGCCCAUGCUUCUUACCGUUUUGGAGAACAUCCCGGGCAAUAUUCUUGAAGCUUAUGGCUUGCAAGAGGUCCGUGAAGCCCUCAAAGACAUGAGUCGCUUGCCGAAUCAUGCGAAGCUCGAGGAGAUCUUCGAGCGUCUGCAGGCACUGCGCGACAAGCUCCACCUUCCCGACGUAGGCGCAAAUGAAUUUGCGGCAGAAGCCGUUGCUACGGCCUCCACGGCCGUCGCAGAGCCGGGGCAUACGGAACUGGAACGUGUGGAUGGCUGA
Messenger RNA from Symbiodinium sp. CCMP2456, 1281 nucleotides. Lineage: Eukaryota; Dinophyceae; Suessiales; Symbiodiniaceae. The record is from the annotation of a GenBank genome assembly.